Messenger RNA from Babesia ovata, 324 nucleotides. RefSeq names its product mechanosensitive ion channel, putative. The record is from RefSeq and is a predicted model, not a curated record. Lineage: Eukaryota; Apicomplexa; Aconoidasida; Piroplasmida; Babesiidae. Bases 1 to 324 code for a protein of 107 amino acids. The transcript is spliced from 3 exons.
AUGUGGACCCGUCAGGUGUCCAACGUGACGCUGGUGUACCAGGCCACGGUGUAUGCCUCUAGGAAUCGUUUGUCCUUAUGCCGAUAUUUAAAUCGUCGUUGUCUCGCAUCAAGAAGCCAAGAUCGUGCUGAAGAAGUCGUUAGAAGCGUUGAGCAGCUUUGCCUGGAGCAGCGACAUUGUGCAACAACCGCACAACGUGCAAGUUCAACGUUUCAAAAUGGAUCGAACGAUAUGUCAGACCUUCAGAUGAUCAGGGGUAUGAACGCCUUUGCCAACUUGGGUUUCGUCAAUCAAACGUUGCUGGUCGUGCUGAAUGAAAGGUAA